AGAGAGAGCCAUGUUGAGGUCAGCGUAAUACAUACGACUGUGGGGCAAGUGUAUGUUACGGCUGCUGGGGACGGAGAUGCAGGGAAAAUCAACUGAUGCUGUACCAGAGGUGGAGGCUUUCUAUUGAAGCCAUAGGAUGGACAUUUGCAGGCAAUACUAAAUACUGGAUGACUGUGUACAGCAUUGUGUGUGUGGACUUUGCUGCAGUCAGUGUUUUUCUGAGGAUAUUGAGAACAGGAUUUGUGGAAGCUUACAAUUUCACAGUCUGACUGGUUGUGUAGAGGUUUUUUCUCUGGAAAUUGUGCAAAAUCAGGUUGGCGUGAUUCAAAUGGACUGCAACUGUGUGGAUAUGGCUACCAGAUGUAGAGAAUUACCACAAACAGCAAGGAAGCCAGCUAGGAGUGAUUGACCUGCCGCUUCAGCACCAGAACCUCAAACUGGAGGCAACAAAGGUUGCCCACUCCAUCACUGUAAGGUGACAGAGGUCAACAAACUGCAGCACUGAACAAACAGCAAAGACAAACUGUCGUUAACAGAUUAGUUCACAUUCACAAACACACAGCACUUUAUCAGUAGUUUAGGCUGAUAUAAGUAGUUAUGGUUCAAAAUAUGUAAUCUGUGAAAAAGAGGGCCAAGCAAUCAAGACUAUUGGACUGCAGAUCUUGUCCCUCAUAUUGUGUCCGGUUGAAGACCCAGACCCGUUGGAAACAGAAUCACUGGAAAUAUAGUAUUCAACUACAGAAACUUUGUCCGAACACAAAACUUUGCUCAAAUAAUCAUCAUUGACAGUUUCUCAUGAUCAUUAUGAAAGACCAAAUCUGCUUUAACUGUUUCAAAAAUCCAACAUGUGAAACAUUCACUAUGUUGCAGCAUGGAUACAAGUAAAACAAGAGCUGGGUGUAUCACACCCAUGUGAUACCAUAAAAACGGCAAAUAUCCUUGUUUCAUAUACACAACCAAUCAAGAUGAGGAUGCUACGAGUGCAGCGGUAUACGUAUUAUUUCAUCCUCGGAGUGAUGGCGUACCUAUCUCUGGCCUACUACAUCCACUUCAGGUCUCCACAGAUACAGGAGUGGACACCCCUAAGAGACACUGGUCAGGACACUCACAGCAGACCAGUGUCCAUUCAAGAGAAGGAUGGCAUCAGAAACAUAAGCACGUGGCAGAGGACAACUGACCAGAUGCGACUCAUUGAUGCUUCAAACUAUCACGGAACAGACGUCCAUCGUCCGUUAUACUUUGAGAAGGAAAACAUUAAUAUCAAACUUGGAAAGAUCAAGUUUGGAUCAGUCGAAUUCCAAAAUUUGGAGCAUAUUUAUGUGUAUGCAGCUUUUCUCGAUAAAAGAAUACAGAAUAAGACGUAUGCUCGGAUAUUUGCACUUCAGAGGACUACAAACCUGGAAGGCCUUUUGUGCAGAUUCUACUUGGGUGAAAACAAGGAAACUGCUCUGACUGUUUUCACCGAAAAAUAUGAAAUGUGUGAAAAUCAUGGCAAAGGGUAUGGUGGGUAUAUUUAUACAUGUCAGGUGCCUGAGUUGAUACACGACACACCCACAACUGUUUCCCUGUCAACUUAUUCCACCAACUUUGCUCAAAGCAAUCCUCAACUGACCUUGAAUUUAACUCCACUGCAAUCCAAUUCCAACUCUGACUCGCAACUAAGUUUUUUCCGAGUAUGUGUGCCACCCAUAUUUGGAAAUAUUCCACUAAAUAUUCUAAUUCAGUACAUUGAACUGACAAAGAUACUAGGUGGAUCAAAAUUAUUUUUCUACAAGUAUAACGUAUCAAAAAGUGUUGAAAAACUUUUAAAAUAUUACACAGCAAAAGGUGACAUCCAUGUUCUGAACUGGAAUCUCCCGCCUGGCGUCAAUGUGUUCAAUAUAUGGUACAAUGGACAGUUGCUGGCAAUUCAAGACUGUCUGUACAGGAACAUGGCAGCAUUCAAAUUUUUACUGUUUACCGAUCUUGACGAGAUUCUAAUUCCCCGACAAGCCAACAACUGGGUUACCAUGCUGCAUAACAUGGCCUUGAAAUCUGAACAUAGUCUUUCAAACUUGGAUGACAUUGCUGGUUUUUCUUUUCAAAGUGUUUUCUUCGGUCCAAACCAAGAGCCAGAUCCGGGUCAAACGUUACAAUUCCUUCAAAGACGUGACCGAACUCAAGUAACAAGCAAAAUAAGGUCAAAACUGUUAAUCCAACCAAGUCACGUGUUUGAGCUGGGGAUCCACCACAUGAGUAGACCGAUACGAGAUAACAUGACAGUCAUGAGCGUGGGUCCAGAUGAAGCUCUGCUACAUCACUACAGGUCCUGCGUGAGGUCAUUUGAUGCAAAUAUGAAGUGUUAUCCUCAAAUACGAGAUGACACUGUAUUGAAAUAUGCAGACUUGCUGAAUGCACUUACAAGGAGUGUAAUGCUGGAUGUGUUGAAUUUACUCAAACAAUCAUAAGGCAUCUCUGUACGAGACUAUUUAUUACCUCAUUAAAUGAAUAUGUGAA
Molecule: messenger RNA, 2496 nt
Organism: Haliotis rubra (blacklip abalone)
Lineage: Eukaryota; Metazoa; Mollusca; Gastropoda; Lepetellida; Haliotidae
Product: beta-1,4-galactosyltransferase galt-1-like
Exons: 2
Coding region: 966-2447 (493 amino acids)
Source: RefSeq, a predicted model, not a curated record